This is a messenger RNA of Ictalurus punctatus (channel catfish), 7139 nucleotides long. RefSeq names its product mitogen-activated protein kinase 10 (gene mapk10). Lineage: Eukaryota; Metazoa; Chordata; Actinopteri; Siluriformes; Ictaluridae. Gene Ontology annotation, cellular component: nucleus; cytoplasm. The record is from RefSeq and is a predicted model, not a curated record. The coding region runs from base 447 to 1751 and encodes 434 amino acids. Gene Ontology annotation, biological process: JNK cascade; protein phosphorylation. The transcript has 14 exons. Gene Ontology annotation, molecular function: JUN kinase activity; ATP binding.
UCCAGCAUCCUGCAGCACAAUGGUCGCAAGAGGACAUCGGACCGUGUGAUUCAGCAUCGCCUUUCUCAGCUCCCUCACUCUUCUUUUUUUGUUCUUUAACCUUUGUUUUUUUUUCUUCUUCUUUCAUCAGUCUCUCCAUUUUCUCCACAUCAUCGUGGUGUUGAUCCAUGUAACCCAAUCGGGAUGUUGUGAAUAAGAGUGUGUGUGUGUGUGUGUGUGAGUGAGAGAGAGAGAAAGAGAGAGAGCGAGAAAGAGAGAGAAAGAGAGAGAGGACCGGGAUCAGCUGGCGCGGAAUGGUAUUUAUGAACAGACAUUUCUUAUACAACUGCAGUGCACCAAUCCUGGAUGUGAAGAUUGCCUUUUGUCAGGUGUGUGUUCCAUACAGGUAAAAGAAAAAGGGUUUUGGUAAACAAGUUGAUGUGUCUUACAUCGCCAAGCAUUACAACAUGAGCAAGAGCAAAGUGGACAACCAGUUCUACAGCGUGGAAGUCGGAGACUCCACCUUCACGGUUCUGAAACGGUACCAGAACCUCAAGCCCAUUGGUUCUGGGGCUCAGGGAAUAGUGUGUGCUGGAUAUGAUGCUGUUCUGGACAGAAAUGUGGCUAUAAAGAAGCUCAGCAGACCUUUCCAGAACCAGACCCAUGCCAAGCGCGCUUACAGGGAGCUGGUGCUCAUGAAGUGCGUCAAUCACAAAAACAUCAUCAGCUUAUUAAAUGUUUUUACACCACAGAAAUCUUUAGAGGAAUUCCAGGAUGUGUACCUGGUGAUGGAGCUGAUGGAUGCUAACCUGUGCCAGGUGAUUCAGAUGGAGUUGGACCAUGAGAGGAUGUCUUACCUGCUCUACCAGAUGCUCUGUGGCAUCAAACACUUACACUCAGCCGGCAUCAUCCACAGGGAUUUGAAACCUAGCAAUAUCGUGGUGAAGUCGGACUGCACGCUGAAGAUUCUGGACUUUGGGUUGGCGAGGACCGCCGGGACCAGCUUCAUGAUGACUCCGUAUGUGGUGACGCGGUACUACAGAGCCCCGGAGGUCAUUCUGGGCAUGGGCUAUAAAGAGAACGUGGAUAUUUGGUCAGUCGGUUGCAUUAUGGGUGAAAUGGUGCGCCACAAAAUCCUCUUCCCCGGCCGAGACUAUAUCGAUCAGUGGAAUAAGGUGAUCGAGCAGCUCGGCACACCAUCGCCAGAGUUCAUGAAGAAGCUCCAGCCCACAGUGAGGAACUACGUGGAGAACCGACCUAAAUACGCCGGCCUCACUUUCCCCAAGCUGUUCCCUGACUGCCUGUUUCCUGCAGACUCUGAGCACAACAAACUCAAAGCGAGUCAGGCCAGAGAUCUGCUGUCUAAAAUGCUGAUCAUCGAUCCUGCCAAGCGGAUAUCAGUGGACGAGGCCCUGCAGCACCCCUACAUCAACGUGUGGUACGAUCCGUCUGAGGUGGAGGCGGCCAAAGAUCUUCAGAUAUCCAUGCCUCCUCCUCAGAUCUACGACAAGCAGCUGGAUGAGAGAGAACACUCCAUCGAAGAGUGGAAAGAGCUGAUCUAUAAAGAAGUGAUGAACUUUGAGGAGCGAACGAAGAACGGCGUGGUGAAGGGACAGCCUUCUCCUUCAGGUGCAGCCGUGAACAGCAGCGAAAGCCUCCCUCCGUCCUCGUCCGUCAACGACAUCUCGUCCAUGAGCACCGACCAAACCCUGGCCUCCGACACGGACAGCAGCCUGGAGACCUCGGCCGGGCCGCUCGGCUGUUGCAGGUGACUAACCGCCUGCCUGCGCAACCCCGCCUUCUUCAGGAGGUGAUCUGAAUGAUUUCACGCACCAAAAAAAGAAAGAAAAAACCCCGAAAAUAAAACCUCUAUCCAAACGCCUAUCCUAUCCGAUCCACUACUCUGCAAAAAAAAAAGAAGAAGUUUCUCAAAUAUUCUCAUUGUAAUCCACAGAUUGGAUUCUGUUAUCGAAACGAUAAAUUUAGGAAUAACAGGAAAAUAAAUAAUAAAGCCUGCAUUAUUAUUCAAAGCAAACUAAGAAAAUGGAAAAAAAAAAAAGAUGCUCAUGUAUGUGUAUAUUAAUGACUCCCUCACUAGUUGCUUUGCUUUAUACUCCCUUCAUAUGGCAUCUGUUAAUGGAAAAAAAACCCAAAAACAAAUAAUAUAAUGCUUACCGAGGCAUCUCUGUGAAGUGUACAUUAAUACGUUAAUCUGGAUGAUCCCGAGUAAACCGCAAGCUUUCUGUGCUUCUUCAGUCGAUGUGGCAAGGUGGGCUUUUGUGUUUCUCGCUACUCAAAUAUAUACAUAUAAAUAUCAUCCCCCCAACCCCCCCACCCGUUAUACGGCGGAUUUGUCUGUUUCUGAACCUCUUAAUAAACGCCGAAAUUUGACCCGAAGACGAUGUGUUUUUCUGGGUGUGAACGUAAAAAAAAAAAAAAAAAAAACCUCUAUCUCUUGUAUAUAUGUAAUUCUGUACAGCAGCAAGGCAUGAAUGGGACUGACGGCCAGUAUCGGGAGUUGUCUUGCGCACCUUGCCACAUCACCGCUUUGACCUUUAGUUGCCCUUGCCUGUAGUCUUCCUGCAUGACCAGAGAAAAAAAAAUUAAACGCUUAUAAAUAUAAACAUAACUCAGUAUAUUUGUAUACCAUGUAAGGAAAUGAAAUCUGCUGGGAGCUGCGAGGCGAACGGAAGGGUUUUACGCUGGCGAAGUGGUCGUGUGUGUGUAUGUGUGUGUGUGUCCUUGUGUUCUGCAAGAAGCCAUUGUGAGGGAUCAAGUACUGUCACUCAUUAACCUCCAUCAGGGUUGCCGGGAUUGCAGGAUUGCAUUUUCGCACCAAAUCGUGCUUGUUUUAGUUUUGGGACAAGAUUGCGAGCACAAUACCACCGCAAACACUGGUCACAGGCAAACAAAGGGAAUGCGCAAGUGCGGAGAGCGUAUCAGCAUAUCUAUGAUGUACAGAACCAUUUCUGUUGUAGAUCUAUCAGAAAUAUUAGAAGGGAAAGAACGAUCCAAUUGUUUUUGCGAAUUGCAGAUACUGCAAAGCAGAUGCACGCAGACCACCGGGAAAAGACUGAACUUUUUUGGGGGGAGCAGUGUUGUACUUGAUGUGCUGGAAAUCUUGACCUGGCAACCCUGACCUCCAUCUUGAUUUUCUUUAGGGUGUUUUUUUUUUUUUCUAACGGUUUCUUAGUUUCUACACAUGCAUACUCUAUAUUUCCUCAGAGCGUGUUGAGUGCACUAUGAGCAUGCAUGUGCUGAGAUCAUAAUACAUCCACUGUUUCACCUUACUCGCUGCUUUGCAUGACAUCCCCUGACCUCUGACACCGCCGAUCUGUUCUCUUACAAGCUGUUGCAUGUUCAGGAAAGGGCUCCCCCCCCAUCCCCCCCCCCCCCCCCCGGCCCAAUCUUGCAACUUCAAAGUGAGCUCAGUGUCAACAAUACCUCAUUCUCUUAACUUUGCGUUCGGAUCGUUUCGUUUUUGCGUUCCUGGGGCAUGUCCAUCUGACUAGCCGUCUUUGCGUUUUUGACAUUUCGUCGUCUGAAUGGAAUCCAAACGGACUUACUACCUAAAAAGGAGGAAUCCGGAAGAAGUGGGCUUUAUUUAUUGAACGCAUGCGUUUGCCUGAAUUCGGGUAGUGCCUUUGAAAUAAUGCAGUUUCCUCUUAUUUAUCAAAAAUAAUUCCAAGAGCAGUGAAGCGUGGAGGGAGAUCAGGCGAGGUUGCACAGGCAGUGGCUCUGUCACAAUUUGAACAUUGCAGGUAAUUCAGAGUUGUCGUACGUUGACGGUGCCUGGUUUGUCGGGUCUCUUCCUUCUUCUAACCUCCUUGUCUAAGUAUGCACAUAAUCACCAGUUCUCAAAAACCAUCUCCUUCCCUGUCCUAUGAGAAAAAAAAAGAAAAAAAAAAAGAAUGAACCCUGACAUAUAAUUGUUGCAUUUCUAAAUAAUGUAUUGUAAAUGAAACCUCAACCUUUACUCACGCGCCUGAUGUUUUUUUCUUUUUCUUUUCCAGUUAUAAGUUAAUGAUAAGCCUUAUUCAAUAAAUGUCAUGAAGUACACAGUAAAAAAUGGAUCAUAAUAAUUUUUUGUUUUGUACCUUUACUUGUCUAAUUUGACCUGUGUACCAAAUCAUUUUAAUAAAGGAAUGAAACGCACAUAUUUUUUUUUGUUUGCUUAUACAGAUUGUUAAAUUAAAUAGAGCCAUUUAUGAUUCCUAAUAGUGGUCAGUUUAAAAAAAAAAAGGACGUUCUGCAAUUUACACGGCAUUUAACAUUCCUGUGCCACAUAGUACAAUUGCAUUUUGUACUGGCCCUGCUGGUGACAUUGCUACUUAAUAAAAAUAAUGCAUGGCCAGAACUUAGUAAUGUGUGGGAAUUAUAUUAUUAAAUCGUAAACAUGAUGUAGUAAAGAAAGGGAAUGAGAUAAUUAUCUCGUAGCCAUGACUUAGUAAAGUAAGGGAGGGAGAUAAUUAAGACGUAGCCAUGAAUAUGUGAGGGAAUGAGAUAAUUAAGUUGCAGCCUUGACUUAGUAAAGUAAGGGAAUGAGUUCAAUAAAUCAUGGCCACUACUACAAAUGCAGGGGAAUGAGAUAAUCAAGUCAAAGCCAUGAGUUAGUAAAGUAAGGGGAUGAGGUAAUUAUAUCAUAGUCAUGAUUUAUUAAAGUAAGGGAACGAGAUAAUUAAGUAGUAACCAUGAGUUAGUAAAGUAAGCAGAUGAGAUAAUUAUCUCGUAGCCAUGACUUAGUAAAGUAAGGGAAGGAGAUAAUUAAGACGUAGCCAUGACUAUGUGAGGGAAUGAUUUAAUUAAGUUGCAGCCAUAACUUAGUAAAGUAAGGGAAUGAGUUCAAUAAAUCAUGGCCACUACUACAAAUGCAGGGGAAUGAGAUAAUCAAGUCAAAGCCAUGAGUUAGUAAAGUAAGCGGAUGAGAUAAUUAUCUCGUAGCCAUGACUUAGUAAAGUAAGGGAACGAGAUAAUUAAGACGUAGCCAUGACUAUGUGAGGGAAUGAUAUAAUUAAGUUGCAGCCAUAACUUAGUAAAGUAAGGGAAUGAGUUCAAUAAAUCAUGGCCACUACUACAAAUGCAAGGGAAUGAGAUAAUCAAGUCAAAGUCAUGAGUUAGUAAAGUAAGGGAAUGAGAUAAUUAUCUCGUAGCCAUGAGUUACUACAGUAUGGGAACAAGAUAAUUAAGUCGUAACCAUGAGUUAGUAAAGUAAGGGUAUGAGAUAAUUAUCUCAUAGCCAUGAGUUAGUAAGGUAAGGGAAUGAGAUAAUUAUCUCAUAGUCAUGACUUAGUAAAGUAAGGGAACAAGAUAAUUAUCUCGUAGCCAUGACUUAGUAAAGUAAGGGAAUGAGAUAAUUAUGUCGUAGCCAUGACUUAGUAAAGUGUGUAGGGGUAUAAGAUAAAUAAAUCAUGGUCACUACUUACUUAUGAAAAGGAACGAGAAAAUUAAGUUAUAGCCAUGACUUAAUAACGUUAGGGAACAAGAUUCUAAUGUGUGGCCACAAGUUAAUAACGCAAGGGACCGAGAUAAUUAAAUGCAGGGAUGAUCAUUGUGUUGUGCGCUCAAACUGGUAUGCAUGUACUGAAUAUACAGGGUUUUACAUUAACCACCAAACUCUUAACUACUGUUAUCUACUGUUACAUGCAGUAAUUAAUAAGAAAAUGUGCAUGUAAACAUCUCUAGUGUCUACACUACUAAACCAGACAAGUGGCAGCUUUUUUCCCCUCCAAGCAUGCAGCAGUUAUUGUAAAACCCUGUAUAUACAUGACUGUGUCCAGCAUAAUGAUCAUACAUUAUUAAGAUGUGGCCGUAAGUUAUGUUUAGUUGUGGCCACAACCUAAUGAUCGUGGCUAUGCAUUGUUUUUAUUAAGUAAGGAUGUCACAAGGGAGGGGCUCUGUAAUUUUGAAGUAAAUUUUUAUUGGCCUGGAACAUUGAACCUUGAGGAAUACCUACAAUAAUGAUUAAAGCCUUGAUUUCAUUUUCUUCAUAGUACUGUGCAUGUAGAAAUUCCACACUUUCAAAACGACGGACAGUGCGUGUCUAUCUAGGCACAAUUGAUGUAAUUGUACCUUUUAAGUGCUCAUGAUCUAAUUGAAACGUACCGUUUUAUUUUACUUUAUUUUAUUUACCCAGAAAGGCCACUAUCACUAUCGUUGGAACCAUGGUCCUGACUGGUGUACUUUUCUUUUUCUGAGCACAUAUGCUGAGGACUACAUGGCUAAAUUUAUUUGUUAGUGUUGAACACUUUGAUUUUGGGAUUUAAUGUUUACAAUUAAUGUAAAAAAAAAAAAAUUCACAAAUAUAGCUUAAAAUUGCAUUUUGAGGACAAAUUUAAUUGGCCCCAGUGGUGAACCCUGAGGAAUACCUAAGAAAAUUAUUCUUUUGUUUCUGUUUUUCUUCUUGGUACUGUGUGUGUAGAAAAUGUAUUGUUAAUUCUGACGAUAAAAAAAAAUGUAGAGGCCAACCAAACAUCUGUAAUUGUCUUAUUCCUGAAAUGAUUUUUAUUUCUACGACAUUUAAGUGGUCACAAAUAGUCACUUAUAAGAAACCGCUCCAAGGCUGAAAUCUCUGCAGACAAACAACCAAGAAUUUUUCUUUAACACCAUUCUCACGAUUGCCAUUGAAAUUAUUAUAUAUUUAUUUGAUUAAUUUUGUUUGCAUGGCCAAUUCAAGAUGUGCAGAUUUCUGUUAUAAAUACUGACAUUUGAAACACUGAUGUUGAUACACAGGUGCUGCCAUUUUGCUUUCGCUCUUUGCUGAAAAAGAAAAACACAACAAUGUGAAAAUUAUCACACUGUGACGGGUUCUGAGAGGUCUCCAGGCCAUCAAUAAAACAUUUUUACAACAGGGUGCACACACACACACACACACACACACACACAUACACACACACACACACACACACACACACACACAAAUACACCACAUAUAGUAGCGUUUGUAUUUCAAUAGUAACUAGUUGUAAACUGUUCUGUUGUGUAUUCACUUUGAUUCGAUAGACUAGGAUGAGACGAAUGUGGUGCGCUGUGAUGUACUUUUUUUACAAUCUAUUUUCCAAAACACAACCUGUGUAUGUGUAUACAUAUAUACAUACAACCCCAGUUCCAAAAAAGCUGGGACGCUGUGUAAAAUGUAAAUUAAAAACGGAACGCAACGAUUU